CUUAAGGCAUCCCAUUACAAAGCAAUGAACGACGCACUAGGACUGGCAGCCUAACUAUAUAAAGCUUGAGCUGACUGCAUGUGCUCAGCACUCAAGCCUCUUCCUACCCAGCAUCUCACUCAUUCAAGCACCUUACUCCUGUACCAAACUUUUUAUCAGAGCAGUAGGAGAUAAACUGGGCUUCCCUCCUGCAUUCAUCUAAUGGCUGUGCUGAGUAGGACCUAACAUCUUACAGGUUUCGAGAAUAGCUUUGAAGAGAAAACAGAAAAAGCUACAUAGAAGUGACACUACAAAGGAAAAGCACAAAAGUCAACAUUGAGUAAGGGCACAGCCAUGGGGUAUCCCAUACAGGUAUUUGCCUGUCUUCUUUUAAUGCUGAGCUCUCAAGUGAACUGUGGACUUAUAAGAAAAGUUAUCCGACACAAAAGAGACGCUGGUUUAAACAUCACCUUGCCUGAAGACAACCAGCCUGUAGUGUUUAACCAUGUGUAUAAUAUUAAAGUUCCAAUGGGUUCCUUAUGCUCUGUUGACCUCGACCCAAUAGGAACAGAAGAAAAUGAGUUAAAGCCACAGACAGAGCUUGGAAAAAAUGACCAGGAAACCACUUUAAAUGGGGAAAACCAGAUAAUUUUUACACAUCGCAUCAACAUCCCUAGGCGUGCUUGUGGAUGUGCAGCAGCUCCAGAUAUUAAGGACCUUCUAAGCAGACUGGAGGAGUUGGAAGACCUUGUGUCAUCUCUCCGAGAACAAUGUACUACAGGGGCUGGGUGCUGUUCUAAUACACAGACUGCUGAAGGUACAGUAGAAACCAAGCCUUACUGCAAUGGACGUGGGAAUUAUAGCACUGACACUUGUGGCUGUAUCUGUGAGCCUGGGUGGAAAGGACCCAAUUGUACAGAAGCAGAAUGUCCAGGAAACUGCAAUAACAGAGGAACAUGCGUGGAUGGAAAAUGUGUUUGCAAUCCAGAAUACACCGGAGAGGACUGUGGUGAAUUAGCCUGCCUGAAUGAUUGUAAUGACCAAGGCAAAUGUGUUAAUGGAGUCUGUGUUUGCUUUGAUGGCUUUGCUGGAGAAGAUUGUGGUGAAGAGGUUUGCCGCAUCCCUUGCAGUGAGCAUGGAAAGUGUGUGAAUGGCCAAUGUGUCUGUGAGGAGAACUUUACCGGGGAGGACUGUAGCCAACCCCUCUGUCCAAACAAUUGCAAUAACCGUGGACGUUGUGUGGAUAAUGAGUGUGUCUGUGAUGAGCCUUACACAGGAGAGGACUGCAGCGAGUUGAUUUGCCCUAACGACUGUUUUGACCGUGGUCGUUGCAUAAAUGGUGUGUGCUACUGUGAAGAAGGGUUCACUGGUGAAGACUGUGGUGAACUGGCCUGUCCAAAUAACUGCAACAACAAUGGGAAAUGUGUGAAUGGACUCUGUGUGUGUGAUGCAGGAUUCACCGGGGAUGACUGUAGUGAACUGAGUUGCCCAAACAAUUGUAACAAUCAGGGACGUUGUGUGAAUGGCGUGUGCAUAUGCAAGGAAGGGUUCAUGGGAGAGGACUGUGGUGAGCUGAGGUGUCCAAAUGACUGCAAUAACAGGGGGCGCUGUGUGAAUGGACAAUGCAUCUGUGAUGAAGGAUACAUGGGCCAGGACUGCAGUGAACUGAGGUGCCCCAAUGAUUGUAACAACAGAGGACGCUGUGUAAAUGGGCAGUGUGUGUGUGAUGAGGGAUUCAUGGGCCAGGACUGCAGUGAACUGAGGUGCCCCAAUGAUUGUAACAACAGAGGACGCUGUGUAAAUGGGCAGUGUGUGUGUGAUGAGGGAUUAAUGGGACUGGACUGCAGUGAACUAAGAUGCCCCAAUGAUUGCAACAAUAAAGGGCGGUGUGUUAAUGGUCAGUGCAUAUGUGAUGAAGGUUUCAUGGGAGAAGAUUGCUCAGAACUAAGAUGCCCUAAUGACUGCAACCACAGAGGUCGCUGUGUUAAUGGACAAUGUAUAUGCGAUAAUUUAUUUAUGGGCGAUGACUGCGGAGACCUUCGCUGCCCUGACGAUUGUAAUAACAGAGGACAAUGCAUCGAUGGGCAGUGUGUGUGUACUGAAGGAUUCACAGGAGACAACUGCCGUGAACUAACCUGCUUCAACAACUGCAACAAUCAAGGCAGAUGCGUAAAUGGACAAUGCGUCUGUGAUGAAGGAUUCAUCGGAGAGUUCUGCUCUAAAGUAUCACCCCCAAAAGACUUAGUUGUGACAAAUGUAACCGAUAAAACCAUGAACUUAAAUUGGGCCAACAAAAUCAAAGUUACUCAAUAUCUCAUUACCUAUGUUCCCACAAGCCCUGGUGGCUUGGAGUUUGACUUCAGAGUCCCCGGAGACCAAACAACAGCCACCAUUAGAGAACUUGAACCUGGAGUAGAGUAUUUUGUCCGUGUAUAUGCCAUUUUGAAGGACCAGAAGAGUAUCCCAGUAAGCGCCAGGGUUGCCACACAUCUGCCUACUACCGAUGAUCUAAGGUUUAAAACAAUAAAAGAAACAACUGUUGACGUGGAAUGGGAUCCUCUCGAUAUUUCCUUUGAUGCUUGGAAACUUAUCUUCCAGAAUAUUAAAAAACAAAAUGGCGAGAUAAGCACUAGCUUGGAAAGUUCCGUGACAUCUUUUGAGCAGCAAGGACUUGCACCAGGAGAAACUUAUGAAGUAUCGAUACAGGUGGUGAAGAACAAUACACUAGGACCUGCACUGACCAAGAUCACAACUACAAGACUUGAUGCCCCCAGUGAAGUUGAUGUAGAAGAUGUCACAGACACUUCUGCCUUAAUAACUUGGGCAAAACCUAUGGCUGAGAUUGAUGGAGUAUCUCUGACCUAUGGAACAGGAGAUGAGCCCAAGACUACAGUGGAACUUUCUGAAGAUGAGACCCAGUAUGCUAUGAACAACUUAAGACCCGAUACAGAGUAUGAGGUUAUUUUGAUAUCUCGACGUGGAGAAAUGACCAGUUCUCCAAUUUCCGAAACCUUUACAACAGAUUUAGACACACCCAAAAAUUUGAGAAAAGUGUCACAGACAGAUAGCACAAUUACUCUGGAAUGGAAGAAUACCUUGGCCAACAUUGACUUCUUUAGGAUCAAGUUUGCCACACUAUCUGGAGGAGAUCAUGAAGAGAUAACUGUACCCAAGAGUAACCAGGCUACCACUAAGGCUAUCCUUACAGGGUUGAGACCAGGAACUGAAUAUGGCAUAGGGCUAACAGCAGUAAAACAGGACAAAGAAAGUUCUCCUGCUACCAUCAAUGCAGCAACUGACUUGGAUGCCCCCAAAGACUUGAAGGUUUCUGAUGCUACCGAGACUACAUUAAAUGUACAAUGGGUCAAACCUAUAGCCAAGUUUGAUCGCUACCAACUUACAUACAUCACCAGUGAUGAUUCUCAAACUGAAGUCCAGGUUCCUGGAGAUGCCAGUUCCUAUGUAGUAACUGGGCUUGAACCUGGUAAAGAAUACAGCAUUUCACUGGUUGCAGAGAAAGGCAGACACAAGAGCAAGCCAGCAACUGUACUUGGGCGUACUGAAGUUCCACGGGAGCUGGGCAACCUAUUAAUAUCCCAUGUAAACUGGGACUCCUUCAAACUCACGUGGGCAGCUCCAGACAACAACUAUGAGAAAUUUGUCAUUCAGGUUCAGGACACUGCAGAAGAAGAAAAUAUACAAACCAUUUUGGUCCCUGGAGAACUUCGCUCUUUGGAAGUGCCGGGUCUGAAACCGGCCUCAAAAUAUCUCAUCACUCUGUAUGGUGUGAUUCAGGGAUCUAAAACUAAGCCUCUCUUUGGUGAAGCUGUCACAGAAAACAAGCCAGAAGUUGACAACUUGUCCAUCACCAAUGUAACACCAAAGAGCUUUGACUUGUCUUGGACAGCAACACAAGAUGAUUUUAAUCGAUUUGUUAUAGAAAUCGUUGAUACAGAAAAGUUAUUGGAGCCAGUGAAAUUAAAUGUCUCUGGCAAUCUCAGGAAUAUUUCUGUCUCAGGGUUAUUACCCAACACUGAUUACACCAUCUACCUCUAUGGCAUUGUCCGUGAUCAACCUACACAACCUAUUAGCACUUCAGCUUCUACAGAGACGGAACCUGAAGUUGGAAACCUGGUGGUUUCCAAAAUUACUCCGCACAGUCUUUACCUGUCCUGGACAGCUGACGAAAGUGGUUUUGACAACUUUAUCAUUAAAAUGCAAGAUACCAAUAAGCAGUUUGAACCAAUUACACUUACAGUACCAGGCAGUGAACGUUCAACAGUUGUGACAGGACUAACAGAUGGCACUGAAUAUGAAAUUGAGCUGCAUGGCGUCUCUAGCGGUCAGCACUCUCCAUCAAUUGAAGGAGAGGCAACAACAGCCAUGGGGUCUCCAAAAGGACUUUCCUUCUCCGACAUUACUGAGAACUCUGCUAAAGUCAUCUGGCUAGCACCGAAGAUCCGUGUUAACAAAUUCCUGAUAACUUAUGUUCCUGUGACUGGAGGUGCCAGCAGCACAGUGGAAGUGGAUGGUUCUAGAACCCAAACAACUUUAGCUAACCUCCUGCCAGGUGUUGAGUACCGUGUAAGUCUUGUGUCUGUGAAAGGCAGUGAAGAAAGUGCUCCAGCCUCUGAUACCCUGACAACAGCUCUUGACAGUCCAUCAGGUCUAAGAGUCAUCAAUGUCACGGAUUCUGAAGCUCUGGCACUGUGGAAACCAUCUUUGGCAUCGGUGGAUAAUUAUGUUAUCUCUUACUCUGCAAAGAAUGCUCCAGCUGUAGAGGUUACAGUCUCAGGCAACACUGUCGAAAAUGAUAUUAUCGGGCUUCAACCAUCCACUGAAUACAAAUUAAAAAUCUAUGCUGUUAGAGGACCACUUAGAAGUCAGGAAAUAUCUACUAUAUUCACCACAGCUUUGGAUGCCCCUAGAGAUUUAACAGCAAGUGAAAUUCAGUCAGAAUCUGCUCUGAUUACAUGGAGACCACCAAGAUCAAUAAUCACAGGUUUCUUGCUCAUCUAUGAGUCUGUGGAUGGAACGGUCAAGGAAGUAGCUUUGGGACCUGAUGCCACCUCUUACAGAGUGCCAGAUCUCAGUCCCUCAUCUCAGUAUACAGUAAGACUUCAGGCAAUUAAUGGAAACUUUAAGAGCAAAUUCAUCCAAACUAUAUUUACAACAACUGGACUUCUAUAUCCGCUCCCCAGAGACUGUUCUCAAGCUAUUCUAAAUGGAGAGACAGAAUCAGGAAUGUACACAAUUUAUGCCAAUGGUGACCAAUCACAACCUAUGGAAGUAUUUUGUGACAUGGAGAUUGAUAACGGUGGAUGGAUUGUGUUUUUGAGAAGAACUGAUGGGUCUGAAGAUUUUUACAGAAAUUGGAGAGCUUACAGUGCUGGAUUUGGAGAUCCCAAUAAUGAAUUUUUCUUAGGUCUGGAGAAUUUGCACAAAAUUACAUCCCAGGGUCAAUAUGAGUUGCGUGUUGACCUCAAAGACCGAGGUGAAACAGUUUAUGCUGUUUACGAUAAAUUUGGAGUUGGCGAUUCCAAGAGCAGAUACAGACUAAAGGUUGAUGGUUACUCUGGUACAGCAGGAGAUUCAAUGACUUAUCACAAUGGACGCUCGUUUUCCACCUACGACAAGGACAAUGAUUCCGCCAUUACCAAUUGUGCUCUGUCUUAUAAGGGAGCUUUCUGGUACAAGAAUUGUCACAGAGUAAACCUCAUGGGUAGAUAUGGUGACAACAGCCACAGUCAGGGAGUCAACUGGUUCCACUGGAAGGGUCAUGAACACUCCCUUGAGUUUGCAGAAAUGAAAAUAAGACCAGUCAGUUUCCGAAAUCUUGAAGGAAGACGAAAGAGAUCAUAAAGACUAAUAUAUUAGCAUAAAAAGAAAUAGACAAAAACGUGGGAAGAUUGACUUCAAUAACGAAUUACACCAGCCAGUCUAUGCCGCCUUCUAUACAACUCAACCCCCCCAAAAAGAAGUGUCUUACAAAAAUACCACAGUGUCUUAAGUAUGUCAUUGCUUAAAGGUGAUUUGUGGUCCAAACAACACCAAAGACUUUCUGAUGCAACUAAGCAUGCUUAUAGCAUCCCCUUCAAAUGAUAAAGAAAGGGAAAAGAGGGAGAGAACAUUGACAGGAACAAUGAAAAAAUGAAGUGUACAGUGGUAGAUUUAGAAAUUGUCAUACUUUGAACAAAGCUUUUGUUUCAUAUUUUUGUCAUACGUACAUUGUUUUAUUUCGUGGGUUGGGUGGUUUUUAUAUUUAAAAAAAAUAAAUUACAUUAC
This is a messenger RNA of Bufo bufo (common toad), 6264 nucleotides long. RefSeq names its product tenascin C (gene TNC). The record is from RefSeq and is a predicted model, not a curated record. The transcript has 24 exons. Lineage: Eukaryota; Metazoa; Chordata; Amphibia; Anura; Bufonidae. The coding region runs from base 334 to 5841 and encodes 1835 amino acids. Gene Ontology annotation, molecular function: protein binding.